GCUUAAUUGGUAGAUUUCAACAGAUCAGGUCGGGGGCGAAUUUUGUUCGGAUAUAAAUUGAUUAACCGUUACAGGUUCCGUGUGUUAACGUUUUCGACAUCGUCAGAUCUGUUGGUAUUUUGUAUUAAUCGGGAUAACAGUUUUAGUUAAUUUUCAGUCAAAAUGAUACAAAAAAAUUUCUUGUAGCGUGCUGGAAAAACGACAGAGUUUUCGCUCAAUUGUUAGACUCGACCAAAGAUACUUUCAUAGAUUUUUAUUUUUUUAAAACUACAAUGCUGUCAAAAAUUCUGUGGGUGUUGAUUUCUGCCUUCCUCUCAUUGGGUAUCUGUACACAGAAAAGAGCGCUCCCAGAUCCCAAGGCGUUCAACGGAAUGAUGGCGGCCAUGUCUUUACCCACAAUGCAACAGGAAAAUUUCCAAAAAAUGUGUUUACAAAGUAUACCAACACAAGUUUUACUUCAAGAGAUAUACUCUCGUAUGGGACGAGAAGACUCAAUGAGCAAAUCACUUCCGGAUCCGGUUGACCAGGACCUAGACAGAGCAUCACAGGAAGACAACAUUAUGGCACAGAAACGCGGCGGUAGACAUAAGAUUUCCGGAUUCUACAGCAACUGGUAGAGCGCUUCAAUGAACUAUGUUCUCCCAUUGUGGGACGUCAUCUAGAAAUCAAUUGUGUUACGUCAUCUAGAAAUCAAUCCGUGUUUCCUACCGAGAUAAAAUAAAAUCAUUUUAACAUU
Messenger RNA from Magallana angulata, 736 nucleotides. RefSeq lists its product as uncharacterized. Lineage: Eukaryota; Metazoa; Mollusca; Bivalvia; Ostreida; Ostreidae. The transcript is spliced from 4 exons. The record is from RefSeq and is a predicted model, not a curated record. Bases 273 to 617 code for a protein of 114 amino acids.